Liolophura sinensis is the source of this 13513-nucleotide messenger RNA. RefSeq names its product serine/threonine-protein kinase SMG1-like. The record is from RefSeq and is a predicted model, not a curated record. Lineage: Eukaryota; Metazoa; Mollusca; Polyplacophora; Chitonida; Chitonidae. Bases 93 to 11012 code for a protein of 3639 amino acids. Gene Ontology annotation, molecular function: protein serine/threonine kinase activity; protein binding. Gene Ontology annotation, cellular component: nucleus. The transcript has 76 exons. Gene Ontology annotation, biological process: nuclear-transcribed mRNA catabolic process, nonsense-mediated decay; phosphorylation.
ACAGGAAGUGAAACUCUUGCAGAAUCUUCACAAUUUAUUUCGACGUUUCUCGUAAUUUAUUCGCGAUAUGAAAGGGCUUUCAUGACCGUGUAAUGAAUGAGAAGGUGGAGGAAAAGGACGGCAAAAAAAUAGCGAAAAACGAUGCUAAGUCUUUGAAGAGCAGUCAGGGAAAGGCAAGCGAGAAAUCACAAAAUGUGAACGACACAUCGACGCCCGGCAGUUCGGCUGCUGCGGGCAGAAACUCAGGCAAUACCAAACACAUGAGUUUGAUGUCACCUUCUGGAAACGGGCGUAGGCUAGCGUCUGAUAGGGUCAGCAAAUCCCCAGAGAAAGGCGAAUUCCGAAUUGCAUCAAGAAAUUCGGGGUCAAAGGACGGUAGUAGAUCAAAAGGAAGAGAUGAUUCAAGAGGGGGUAGAGACCGUCCGCCUCGCAGAGACGGGGGUCGAUCGCAUCACCCUGUCAACCAGAGUCCCAGGGCUGGCAGCUCGUCUCUGUCCUCCCCACGUGGAGGAGUUGAUGGAAGAAAAGUUUCAGAUCACGGCCGUCCUUUCUCAGAUGACUCGCGCCUGUCUAAGUUGAUGAGACGUCUCACUAGGGAUGGAGACAGAGAUAGAAAACUAACAGCUGCCAAGCAACUCAGAGACUUUUUCCUGACUGAUGGAUCCAAGAUUGUAAUAAAGUCCUCUGAUGAUGUACUUGCUUCACUUCAAGAGGUUUUCUUUGAAAGAAUCAACAAGGAUAUCAAACAAGAAGUGGCUUUGUGUAUUGGCGCAGUAGGCUAUGUUCUAGGUGGUGACUCACACAGGUACUUCCAGUGGCUGUUUAACCUUAUAAACACAACAGUGGAUGAGGACACCAAGAUACUGUACCUACAGGCUUUACUCGAGACAUUAAAGUGUGAUGAGAAGAAACAAUCACUCAAAGACCUGUUACCUAAUGUGAUGAACAACAUGCAGACUAUACUUGAAAAUGCUGACUCCCCAGAUGUGCUGACUGCCGUGGUGGAUGUCAUCGUUCAUCUCUCUAAACAUCAGCCACACAUUUUUUCGUCACAUUUUAGGGACACUGUAGAUAUACUGGUGGGCUGGCACAUUGACUCCACACAGAAGGAUGCCCUGACAGGCUUCACAUCUCAGGCACUGAUUAACUUCCAUCAGUACUGGAUUUCAGACUUGAACUUCUCGGUCACUUUACUGGGCCAGUUUUUGGAGGAUAUGGAGGCAUAUGCUGAGGACCUGACUCUGCUGGUGACUGGUCAGCCACCCCUUGAUGAAGACCUGCCCGCCUCCCCUGAGGAAUGUGUUACUAAGAUAGCCGCCCUGAUGAGAGUCUUCUCUACCGUGGUGGAGAGCCUUGGGGACAGCAUCUCCCCCAUCAAGGGACAGCAGGUCUCCAAGGAGUACAUAACUGAGGUGUUGGAGAGGAUAGUGAGGUGUGUGGAGGGGGCCAAUCAGUACCUUUUCUCGGAUAAGGUUUUGUUAGCAGCUAAUCAGUGUCUGGUCCUGUUGAUGCGUCAAAUUGAGGGUCAUGUAACUGAAUCAAGCCAUAUCCUUCUACCAUAUAUCAUCAACCAAGUGCGCUCUAGCAACUCUUACAAUUUGAGUUUUGUUACCUCCUUACUUGGUGUAAUUCAGAAGGUGAUUGAACUCUGUAAUACUCAACUGCCAGUGAGUUUCUGUACAGAGUUACUGGGACCGGGAAGUAUUUUGCUACAUUUAAGACUCUGUAACGAUGUUGAGGUUCUGUCACAGCUGAUGGCUGUGUAUCACAGUGUUAUGGGGCUGAAGAGUGUACCAUUGCUUGAAGAGGCCUACAGAUUGGUAGUGGGAGACCUUCAGACAGGAUACAAUACAUUACUGGAGGAUUCUGGUGAAAACUAUCACUGUCAGGCUGUUACUAACAAUGCCUUUGCUGAUGCAAAAUACAGCACCCGUAUGGCUGAAACAGUAGUGAUCUUCAACCUGAGUGCUCUAACAGAGAUAGGCAACACCAAGAAUAACCUGAUAGGGAUGUGGGCUCUUUCCCCGAGUAUAUUUGACCUGUUCUGUGAUCACCUGAACCCUCUGCUCAAAGCUUUAGCAGAAUGGUACCCUGCUGUUCAAUAUGCCACACUGUUUGCCCUCUAUUCACACUGCACAAGACACAGUAACUUCAUAUCCAGCAGCACAUUGUUGACCCAGAGCACAGCUCUUGAGGGUUCUGUGUUAUCUAAUGUUACACCCACCACCAAUGCUAACUUCACCACAGUCCUCUCCAUCUUGGCGGAUUUGUUGAAGCAGUCUUACCACUCCUAUGACACCAAAUGUUUGGGGCUGAAGUGGGUGGGUGAUGUGAUAGGAACCCUGCACACCAAUCAGGCUGUCUAUCUCACAGAGGAAUUCCUUCGGGUCAGCCAAGCCCUAGUCACCUUAGGCUAUGACAGGGAAUAUCAACUGUGUAUAGGAGCUGCCUACUGCCUGCAAACUCUUCUUCAGACCAACAGUCUCUCUGAAAACUUGCUGCACAGGUGUUUGGAAGUUUGUCUGGUGAAAAUGUGUGACAACAAUGAAGAUGUCAGACAAACAUUUACAGACCUCCUCAAGAGAAUCCCCAUCAGUGUUACCACUCGGCUGAAUGGCUUGACAAAGACAGAUGUGUGCCCAGAAAGGGAGAAAAGCCUGUCUUAUAAGCGAGACAUCAAGGCAUGUUGGUUAGCGCGGAGAAACCACAUGAGUAGAGUUCCCAUGGGCACUUUCCAUACGCACAACUUCAGAAAUGUGAUGGGGUAUAUUCUGGAUAACACGACACUGUGUGACUCCGGCACAUGUAGUUGGAUUGAGGAUCUGUAUUUCACGUCACAAAGACCAGAGAGAAUAGAUGACAGAAGAGAGGAGUCAGUAAGGUUGUCAGAUGUGAUUGAAAAUAAUGAAAGCUUGCUGUGGUUCUGGGCUACAUGGGAGGCGGCUCAGUUCUGUGUGUUAGCCCGACUGAGAACCUCACUGGGCAAGCCACAGGAUACCUUCAUGUCCAUUGAAGGUAUCCUCAAGAAGUAUGCUGUAGAGAUUCAGAAACAGGCUGAGCAGGAUGAAGCCCCCAGCAAGACUAACCACAAGAAAGUUGACAAGGAUCAUCUGUACAAGGAGCGACAGAGGGUAAGCCUCUUACUGCAGUUCUUAGAACAGCUGGAGAAGUUGCUCUACAAUGCUUAUGAAGGCUGUGCCUCAGCUUUACCUUCGACCCCAAAGACUGUACGCACAUUUUUCCGCACAAACCGUGGCACAUGUCAGGAAUGGUUGUCUCGCAUCAGAACAGGGGUUAUAACUGUGGCUCUGCAUGCUGGGAAACCAGCCAUUGUGGUAAGGCAUGCAUUUGAAUUGCUGAAAGAGAUGAAGUCUACAGGUAACACACAGGGCCGUGAUUUUGAGCACAUAAUGAUGUGCCUAGUACAGGCCUUAUGUAAGCUGGGAAGCCCGGACACUGUUCAGGGGCUGUAUGUGUGGUGUAAGGACAUCAUUGGCAGGAAACUUCCCUGGGUGAAGGCAGCUGUGGAGAAGGCAGAUAACAAGUACGAGAUGGCAUCAGUAGACUACAGAAGUGUCUUGAUGUCACACCUGGGACUGGAUGGGUUGCCUGAGGAGAAAGAGACGAGAGAUGAAGAGGACAGUAGUCUCUCCCCUAAUGGCAGCCCCAAAAACUGUACGGAAGACAGCCUGCAGAAGAAACUGCUAAUUACAAAACAGAGUGACAGUGAUUUAGCAGUGGCUGGCUUCAUGGCUACUGAGGUGAUGGAGUGUUACCUAAAGCUGAAUGACUGGAAUGCUGUGCUGGAGUGGCAGAAGACCCUCUCUGACUGCACCUACAACUCUGAUAACAAUGGCAGUGCUCUGAACAAGAUAUUCUCUGGAUGUGUAGACAUUAACUACAUCAAGGCCCUGUCCAGCUUUGAUGAGGGCAUGUGUAGUGAUGUGAGGGAGCACCUAGAGCUGGUGCCCGGGGCAUCUCUCUCUGACCUACAGUACUCCCACCAUACUGGAAUACUGUGGGAUGAGAAAAACACCAUCUGUCAGGCCAGGAGACAGUUCAUCCGAGCAGCAACUCUCCUGCAGGAUCCGGACUCUACCCACUCCAGGGAUGAGUUGAUGGAAUGUUUGGGGCGAGCAGAAGAACUGUGUGAGAGUUUAGUGAGAGUGGAUGCUCUGGAGUGGCCUGUGUACAACAUACCCCAGGCCGUCAUUGAGCUGACCACUGCUUCAGUCCUGAACAGGCAGCUCAGGGACAAAAACAAUGAGAUUGUCCUGAUGCCGUUAAGCGAGCGUCUGAAACUGGAUAUGACAGAACAUGAUGGAGAUGUGAUGUCACAAGCCAUGAGACUGUGUCGAGUUCAGCUUAGCCUACCUGGCUUGGACAAAAGGACAGAGCUGAAAAGUCACUUAUCAAGUCUACAACUGGCUACAGCCCGCCUGUCCAGGAAGCAACAGAACUAUGACUUUGCCAAAAAGCUCCUCCUGGGCCACAUGACGACAUUGUUAACACAACAUAAGGCAGACGAUGAUCGGGAGCUAAUGGAAAUGAGUAUUGCGAGUGGGGUAGUGCAGUUAAGGGCAGCUAAUGGGGGCGUGAACCAAGUAGACCUACUGCAAGCUGAGCGUGAGGCGGCCAAGCUGCUGCACGAGAUGGGCAGCCACAAACAGGGCUUGGACAUCCUGAGCGGCAGUGUGGUGGGGCACAUCCAGUCUGACCAGUCUGCCCAGCCCAGAGACAGGGCACAUGUGAGGAUGUGUGGGGAGCUGUGCGCCAAGUCUCUGCUGCACAUUGUCAAAUGGUUACAGGUGGAUCACAAGAGUCUCGCAGCUCUUUCCUCUCAGCUCAAGGUUGGCGGACAAGGCGAUGAUGCCAAUGUCUCCCCGCUGGUACAGAACCUGAAAAUACUGCUUGAUUUGGAGAAAAGAGGACUGAAAAAAGAUGCUGCUCUGAACACAGCCAGUGGAUCAAAUGAUGUAACGAUUGGUGAUAACCCCAUGUUGUCUGACACGGACGCAAUCAUUGGUCGGUUAUAUCACCUGAGCACCAUGAAGUCUCCAUCAUUAGCCAAGGCCUGGUUUGCCUUAGCUGGUUGGUGUUAUAAGUGGGGCAGGAAGGCUAUUGACAAUGCCAGUCAUGGAAGUGUUGAUCUGUUGUCAGAGGAGAAGUCGGAAGUUCUCUCAUUGUUACCCAAGGGUACCAGCACAGAGGAUACAGACAGUGUCCUGAGUGUACUCAGUCAGAUCCACACCCUGGGCACCAGUGAGGAGGACAUCAGUGAUCAGGACCAGUCUCUGUAUGACGACGGAGCAGAAACCACUCGUAAGCAGCUGUUGUCCAGUUGUCUGUCCUUACAUGUGGCCAGUGAUGAGACCGUAGAGAGACUGUUGGACGUCUGGAGAGGGGUCGUUCACAGGGUCUAUUAUUACUACCAUCUCUCUGCUAAAGCGUACUUCACCUACCUGCACUUUAAUGGGGUUGACAAGAAUUCUGGUGAGAAUAAUGAGGAUGGUAAUGUGAUAGCCACUCUGAGGCUGUUACGUCUGCUGGUGAAACAUGCCUGGGAGCUGAGGGGAGUACUGGAGGAUGGAUUAGCCCAAACACCUACAGCUCCAUGGAAAGGUAUAAUCCCACAGUUGUUCUCUCGCCUAAACCAUCCGGAGGGUUACGUUCGUCAGAGCGUGUCUGAUCUUCUGUGUCGGGUGGCACAGGAUGCUCCUCACCUGAUCGUGUACCCUGCUGUGGUGGGCUGUAGUGCCAUCCCAUCAGAGACCAAGGAUACGGGCAGAGAUGGUUUCCUGAAUAAUUACCUGGCACAGAGUGAUGAAGAAGGAAUGGAUCCAGAUUAUCAGAACUCACAAGAUGAAGAUGGGGAAGAUGGUAACAUGGAUGAUCCAAGCAAGACUAUACUACAGCACUGUCUGUCUGCCAUCGUGGAUACACUGUCCUAUCACAACCCCAGGAUGAUAUCAGAGGUGCAGCAGUUGGUCCAGGAGCUGCGGAGGAUCACACUGCUCUGGGAUGAGCUGUGGUUAGGCACUUUGAACCAGCACCACCAAGAUGUGGUCAGGCGUAUGAGUCAACUGGAGAAUGAGGUGAAGAAGGUGAUGAACAAUUCUGGUCUGACCAAAGAGGAGAGGACAGCCAUUAUCAGAGAGAAGCAUAGGACCAUCAUGAAACCAACUUUGUACACGAUGGAGAAGCUAAGGGAGAUAACUUCUCAAACACCUGAGACGAACCACGAGCAGUGGUUUCAAGACACAUAUAGCAAACUGAUAGAUCAGGCUCUGGAGAGUCUGAGGAGCCCAGCUAACCCCAGCAACCCUCCCUCCAGCUGGUCACUCUUCAAACAGCUACAUCAGAGUCUACAGCAGCGUGCCCAGAAGAGGAGCAGCUUGAUUCUACAGAUGUCUUCCAUCAGCCCCAGACUGUCUGCCCUUAAGAGCUCUGUCAUCCCCAUGCCUGGGCUCAGCCCCUCAGGACAGACUGUUACAGUAGAAUCCAUCAAUAAUACUGCACAAAUUUUACCCACCAAGACAAAACCAAAGAAAAUACUCUUCAUUGGUUCAGAUGGAAAUAGACAUCCAUACCUCUUCAAAGGACUAGAAGAUCUUCAUUUGGAUGAACGUAUCAUGCAGUUCCUGUCAAUUGUAAAUAACAUGUUUGCUGCAUCCAACAGGGAGAGAAAACAGUGUUAUCGAGCACGUCAUUACUCUGUGACUCCUCUAGGGCCCAGAUCAGGCCUGAUCCAAUGGGUGGAUGGGGCCACACCCUUGUUCAGUCUCUACAAACGCUGGCAGCAAAGGGAGGCCAUGGCACAAGCUCUUAAGCCUGCUGGUGGUGCUAAUCCUGCUUCAAGUAAUCCACCAAACAUACCUCGCCCCAGUGAGGUGUUCUACAACAAACUGACUCCAGCCCUAAAAGAAAAGGGCAUUACAAGUUUGGACAACAGGAAAGAUUGGCCUAUUAGCACUCUUAGGAAGGUUCUUGAGGAGCUGAUGUCUGACACUCCCAGUGACCUCCUGGCCAGGGAGUUGUGGUGCUCUAGCACUGGGCCUAAUGAAUGGUUCCAUAUCAGUCAGGUGUACGCAGUCUCCACCGCUGUCAUGUCUAUGAUUGGCUUCAUCAUAGGCUUGGGGGAUCGGCAUUUGGAUAAUGUGCUGGUGGACCUGGCCACUGGAGAGGUUGUUCACAUCGACUACAAUGUGUGUUUUGAGAAAGGCAAAGGAUUGAGAGUCCCAGAAAAGGUACCAUUCCGAAUGACACAGAAUCUGGAAGUGGCUUUAGGCUUGACAGGAGUUGAGGGUACAUUCCGCAUUGCCUGUGAACAUGUGAUUAAGACAAUGAGGAAAGGCCGUGAAACUCUGCUAACAUUACUGGAGGCAUUUGUCUAUGACCCUCUGGUGGACUGGACAACUGGUAAUGAAGGAGGGUACGCUGGGGCCUUCUAUGGGGGUGGAACAGUCGCCACGGCAGCAGGUGAACUACAACAGAGCAAGAAAGAGCUGGAGAUGGAAAUAACCCAGAGCAUGUUCUCUAUCAGGAUUGCUGAGAUGAAGUCUGCUUGGUUCAAAAAUCGUGAUGACAUGGCUGCAAUCUUGCCAAAGUUGGAAGAAUCCAUUCAGACGUGGCUAAAGGGGGCAGAAGAGCAGCUGCUAGGCUUGGCCUCCAGGGAUAGUGUUCUGGAGCAGAAGAUGUUGUUAGAAGAAGCUCUUACAGACCAACAACACCCUUUGUUUACACUUCCUAGCAGAUUUGAGGAGUUCUCUAUAGUGAAAGCAACAAGAGAUGCAGUACAUGAAUCCCUGCAAGAAAAGAUCACAGAGUUUUCUCACUGGCACACCAUACAUCAGCGUGUUAUAGAGAGUGUCCAAGGGCCAAUAUUCCAGAAGAUGUAUGCUGACAUGACCAAGUCUCUGAACCUAGGCACAGCCAGCUUCUCAGCUGCUAGAGACUUCCUUCAGGGAGCCGGGCAAGGACAGAUUGUCACCCAGUGUGAGCAGGUUGAGGCAGAGCUGACCUUAUGUCUUCAGCACAGACGCUCCAUACUCCGUGCAGCGCUGGACAUUCUCCACACUUACAACACUAUCACAAGCCAGUUUGGUGAGACAUUUGUUGAAGACAAUCGAUCAUACCAGUUCCACCAGUGGUUUCAGGAACUUGUCAGUGACUUCAGUAAUGCCAAGUGUAACGAGAUACUGUCCCUAUUUGAUGUGAAGUACGGCUCUGGGAGCAUGGCUCCGGCUGGUACUCAGGCUGUCCUCAACACAGAGAUCAAACUACAGACCAUCAUUACCGAGGCUAACACCAAGCUGGUCAAGUUGAUGGAACGUCGCCAUCAGGACAUAUCAGAGACAUCUGUACUGGAGGUUCAGGCUCAUGAAGCACUGGACACCGUUACAACUUACUUGCAGGACAACGGUGUACAUGGGACAUACAGCAUGUUGGGUGUGAUCCUUACAGCAUUAGGACAGUUAAACAAGCGCUACUUGAUCAUGGAGGGAGCUGCUGCAGCUGCUGGUGACCGGCUGAUGGACCUGACCUCACGCGAUGGAGACUGGUUCCUCGAUGAACUCUGCUCCAUGAGUGGAAACAUUAAUCAGUUUCUCUCCAUUCUUAAGGAUAUUGCCAUGCCUGGUCAUCAGAUGAUAUCUCACAACCUACAAACAGCUUUUACUGCAACUCACAACAUCUACAUAGCCCUGCAGGAGAUGAAUAUGAACUUUCGUACAAUCAUCAUCCCAGAGGCUCUGAAGGCAGUCCAGGCUGAGGAUCCAAGUGUGCUGGAUGCUCUGGCAGGCCUUGAGAGGGUGAUAGAGGGAGCAGGCAAACCUCUGGAUGCUCUGCUCUCCCAGCUAGACACCCUCCACAGGAAUGCUAUCAUGGGCAUGCAGACUGAUGAUGCCCAGGUGAUAGGGGUGGUGGGAAAGAUGCGGGGGAUGCUGAAUGAGCUAUUACAGGGUCCAGAUCAGGAGAGUACAGAGUUGUCCCCUGGUCAGAUGUUACUCAUGGGAUUUAAUGGACUGUUCACUCGCCUGGAUCAUGAGUUCGUGGAUAUGCUGGAGCAGCUGGACUCAGCAUCAGUUCCUGACAUAUGGAAGAAAGUGGAUGUGGUCAGAGAGGCUAAAGCACUCCAGGUGUCGGCAUUCACAGAUGAAACAAAUUUAUUGCAGGCUGACAUCUUUUUUGCGAGACAACUUCUGGCUAUGCAAGAGUUUCUGGAUAUGUGCAAACAAUUUGCAAACACCUUACAAGGUGCAGAGGGAGGCGUCUGUUAUGAUGAUGACCAGAUGGCCAAACCCGUGAAGAAGUUCAUUGGGGAGUAUGUGAGGAAAAAGGUACUGGGCUUCCCCUCUCAGAUCUUGGGCUAUGUGAUCUGCGUGUAUGUGAACUAUCUGGGCCUGGAUGUGACGGCAGAGAUAGAGCUGAAGGACAUUGGGGCAGAGUCUAAGGUAGCCCUGGAUGAUCUCUGUAAGAAGGCUGUGGAUGGAUGCCUGAGGAAUGAGCAGUUUCAACAUCAUCACCUCACGCAAGCCAGCUCUGUGACUGGCAGUUAUGAUAACGCCUGGAGGAAACAUGAUCUGGCCAGGCGACUGGAUGCCAACAUGACAAUGGUGAAGUCCAGUAUUCAGAAAGCUCAGCUCCAGCUGGCUCGCUACCAGUGGUUACACGAGGACAUCUUCACACAGACUGGACGACUUCACCAGCAAAUGGUUAUACCCAACAGGUCCACUGUCAUGUCAGAUAUGAGGAAGAGUGUGCAGGGGUUGCUGGCAGGGGAUGGUACAAUAGCCAGCUGUCAGGAGAGAUACACUCAGCUAGAGGCCAGUAUAACCCAGAGACUGAAGUGGGCGGCAGGGGCUAACCCUUCCCUCAACACUGUCCUCCAGCAGUUUGAUGAGGCGUCCAGCUACAGACAACAGCUUAUUGAGGAGGAUAGCAAGCUGUCUGCUGAGGUGGUGAGCCUUUGUCAGGGUAUACUGCAUUUUGAGGCCAUGAGGACCCGCACCCCCGAGGCCCUCUCUGCUGAUAACACAUUCCUACAGCUCAUUGGCAGAUGCAGUGAGAGUUGUAUGCUGGCAGAAAGCACGGCUAGCACAGUCACAGAUAUUGAGGAGAUUCUGAUGACUACUAAGUGCCCUGCAGAGGGCCAAACUGUUGAUGAGAAGUGGAUUAAGUCGACCUUAGACCUCAUUAAGAAGGAAUCAAAACUGGUAUCCACCAAGAUAGGUCAGCUGAAGUCACAGCUGGAGACUGCCAAGGAGGGUGUAAAAGCAGAGGUAACCAACAUCCGAACUGUCCUCUCUGUUCAUCACAAACUGAUGUCAGAGAUCCGAUCCAUCCUGAAAUCACUGGCUAAGUAUGAAGAACAAGAGGAUGAGGUGUACAGUGGGGAGAUAGUGGGCAUCAGAGAGUACCUGAACACCUACAAGAACUUCUCUGAGAACUUCAGCAUGGCUCUGAAGAUUGUGAUGAGCGAGGAUGUGACCAGGGAGGGGAUGGAGGAAGCGAGGACAAUCAUUAGUAGUCUCAAGACACAGAUAGAUAGCAUUUAUAUGGACCUGGUAGAGUUUGCUCCUCCGCUGAUUAUUCAGGAAGAGGAGGAGAAAGCCUCCCCUAGAACUGGGGACUUUGCCUCAGCUGUGAAGAAGCCCCUGGAGAAAGAUGUGCCCAUCAGCUUACAGAAACGCUCGUCACAUGUUCACAAGGAGCUGCUCAGCUCCAUUGCCACACCCACCUCUAGUCCUCAGUCCUCCUCCAGUAGACUCCAGGCUGCUUCUGCAAAAAAGUCAGAGAAAGUAUCACGUGAUCCAAGAACUGGCAAAGCUAUUCAGGAGAGAAACUCGUAUGCUGUGAGCGUCUGGAGAAGAGUCAAGCUGAAGUUGGAUGGAAGAGAUCCAGACUCCAACAAACGAAUGUCUGUAGCUGAACAGGUGGACUAUGUCAUCAAAGAGGCCACGAACCUGGACAACCUGAGUGUCCUUUACGAGGGUUGGACCCCUUGGGUGUGAACGUCACUCAUGUAGAGAGACGACUACGUCUGGUUUCUACCUACACAGAGCAGUAGCCUCUAGCAGUACCCUCUCAAAGCCCUGACCUCUGUACACGUCAGGGAAUAUGAGAAGGGAAGAAAGAGAGAGGAAGUGAACUACUGCUACUACAAUAAGAUCCACGACCCACCUCCUUAAAGAAUAGCCACCUCCAGGUGGCCAGCCCUGUCAAGAGCAAUAAGCAAACCUGGGUGAAAGGAUCUCUCAGGGCCCGGCCUGUGGGCCCUACAAUAUGAGAGUAUACUUUGCUUUUGGUUUUGAGGUCUCGACUGCAGCAGAAGAGUCUAGACAGCUCCUCCUGGCUAAAGCUUCUCACUGGGAUGUUCUGGAGGGUGGAGGAGGUCACCCAGGGAAGGUAACUGUGGGUGUUAAACUCCUGACCUGACAGGAGACUGCACAGGUCAACCUGGGGAGUUCAGAUAGAGGACAGGUUUUCAACAUUUUGUGAAGGACAUUGAGAAAGAAUUCAGCAAUUGAGUGUCAAAUGGGAAUCUUGGCUUCCCAGAAGAGUUUAAAAAAGAAAGCUAAAGGAAAGUUUUAUCACCUCAGGGGGGAAGGGGGAACAAGUUUCAGCUGCGAGCUUCAAUCAAAAUAGGAAAGGAUUAUUCCCCCCUUUUUUCCUAAAUUUUGUUCAUGCAGUGUACUCAAGUGGAGCAUUGAUGUUUAGUGUAAAUGCCCAAUGUACCAUCUGUUAGAAGGCUGCCAAUGCCCCAGUGAUGAAGGAUACACAUACUUUGUAUCCCCAAGUAUUACAUAUAACUACAAAAGUUUUAAUGGAAGAGAACUUAUAAAAGUGCAAAUUCUUUGCCAUGGAUUAUUUCAAAUAUCCAUUUACAUCUAUUGGAGUAUCUAAAUUUGUGUUUUCUUGUGAUAGUAACAGUAAACAUCAGUUUGAUGCUUUGGUUUUUUUUUUUUUUGAUUUUUUUUCUUUGGCUUUAGGUGUUUUGGUAUUAGGGUAUGCACGCUUGGUAUAGCACUUUUUUUUUUCUUGUAGUUUGUCUUUAAUGCUAUUGAGUUUAAUCAGGUUUAGUAGGCUAUAAUUUCAGAAAUCUGUGGAAAAUAUAAUGCAGUGGAAAAGAUUUCUGCCAUAAUAUUUCUGUAAACCAAAUUUUUUUUCACGUCCCCCACUCAAAAUAUAUAUGUAAUUUGCUCUCAUAUGUGUUUUAUUGGAAAAAAAGUUUGAUCUCUAAGUUUCUCUCUUUACAACAGUUCAGUGUUAUGGUAUACCGGAAAACAAUUUACUUAAUAUAUGAAAGGUUCUCUGGGAGAAUUUGCAUUUGCAUUAAUAUAACACUUUACUCCUUUCAAAUAAAUUUAAUAACAUCGAAAUGAACAAUUACUGUUAUUAUUAAAUCUGAAGCGAAUUCCUAGAUUUAAUGUUUUUUUUUUUUUUUACGUCUUUCUGUGUGUUUCAUUACUUCAAUUUUUUUUCUCUUUUUUAUGCCUCUCCUGUCUUGUAUGAGGUAAAUGUUGAAUAUUGUUUGUGGGUGUGGUUGAACUGGUGGUAUGGUCUUUGAAUGUACUAAUAUAUUACAUAAUAUGGUGCACAAUUAUUGUAUAUGAGAGAAAAUAACUAACACAUACACAAAAAAAAAUAAAAAGUAAAAAAAAAAUUGAAAAUAAACAUUAUUUACAAGAAUGCGUGGUUUAAAAUUUUAAGAGAAUAUGUCUAAAAAGUAACAAGUUCUGAAAUCUGACACUUAAUUAUUAAUCUUUGAGAAAAGUAGAUAGAUUUGUUAUUAAGUUUCAAGUAUUGCUACAUGAAUUAUUACUGUAUGCUGUGUUUUAUCAAUACACACACAGGUUAAAUCACAAGGCAAACUGCUCUUAACAAAUAAAUUCUUUAUUCAAAUUACAUGAACUUCUGCAAAGAGCCAUAGUCUGAUACAGUUUCAAUAACCAACACUUAUAGGUAAUGUUUGUUUCAAAAGAGAGAGACUGUACAGCUCCAUUACCUUUAUGGUACAUUAUUGGGAUAAUGUCAUUGUAUUUCUGUAUAACUUAAAACUUUAGUAAACAAAACGGCCGGUCUUUAUCACUUUCCUUCUAUGAAAUAAUUUUUAUCAGAGAUAUAUUGGUUACUUCAUAAAUUUUCAAUUCUGUCAGAAUGAGCUGCUUAUUAUUUGUCUCUCAUUCAUCUAUUAAGAAUGUUUACCAGAUAUGAAUAUGUUUUGUCUCCAUGUUUGUUUCUACAUUUCUAGUCUCUUAAUCUCCUUGUAACUUACUUGUUUUGACAUUUCUAAAUCUGUAGUGUAGCCCACCUUUCUCGGUGUCAGUUCAAUAGUCUGUGUUGAAUUCAUAUUGCAGUGUGUAUUAAGCAAUUGUCUGAGAAAUAUAUGCAGUCCUUACUUAUCCACAUGUGUAUGUAUGUUCUGGAUUUCAAUAAAUAGUUAAAGUAGAAUCAAUUGUUGUUCCUUACUCAUGAUUUGUUUUGUGUAUCACUUCAUUAAGAAGGAAUUCUA